Rhodamnia argentea is the source of this 1158-nucleotide messenger RNA. RefSeq lists its product as uncharacterized. The coding region runs from base 1 to 1158 and encodes 385 amino acids. The record is from RefSeq and is a predicted model, not a curated record. The transcript has 2 exons. Lineage: Eukaryota; Viridiplantae; Streptophyta; Magnoliopsida; Myrtales; Myrtaceae.
AUGACAAUGAUGAUGAACGGAACGAGCACACAUGUCGGGGACAAUACAACGUACAGUUCUGCGUUGCGUCCAGGUUGCGGUCACGAAGGAUGGGCAUCCGGGAUGAUGUGUCUCUGGAGCAACUGGAGCAUCCAACUAUUUGUACUUCUUGGCUUGAUUCUCCAGACCUUUCUUGCUGUAUUAGGAAGCCGCAGAAAAACCUCAAGUGCCAAGCCAAUGACAGUAGUCAUUUGGGCAACUUAUUUACUCGCCUCUUAUAUCUCGACGCUUGCGCUCGGCAAGCUCUCAAGCAUCACCCUCAACAAGUCCGAUGAAGAGUACAAUACCGAACUAAUAGCACUGUUGGCGCCUUUAACUCUACUGCUGCUGGGGAAUCCCGAUAGCAUCACCGCAUUCUCAGUGGAAGAUAACUGGCUCGGCUCGAGGCAUGUGUUGAACCUCGUCAUCACGUUUCGUUACGUGGUGUGGAUCCUAGCGCGAAGUUGGAAGACCUCCGUCCGGAUGAUUCUGUACUUUCAAAUGUUCGUUGCUGGGAUAAUCGAGUACGGCGAAACAAUUUGGGCCGUCUAUUCUGCGUAUGCCGAGAACACGAAGAUGACACCAGGCCGUGUAGAGAAGAGCGCUUACCACCGGUUUAAUGGUUUAAAGCCUCACCUCGGUGACUGGCUGAAGAACCCUUACUCCAUGUCAUAUCGUAGUAUUCUGAUCGACGAAUACAUUCCUGAAGAUAUAUUCUUGAUAACUGACGUGGAACUUGGGUUCACAUAUGAUGUCCUCUACACUAAAGCACCGGUUCUCUACACAAAGUCCGGGAUAACGCUCCGGUUCAUCAGCUAUUUCAGUUUGCUGUUGACCUUAGGUGGAUUCAUUGGGCUUUUCCUUGUCAAACUCUUCAGAGAUCCGUACCUUAUCUACACGCUUGGGCUGCUGAUCGGAGUCAUGCUUCGGCAAACUUAUCAGUUGCUGGAGCUGUUCUAUUCGGAUUGGCUGAUUAUAAUGAAGUGGAAGCACCUUGAGAAUCCAAUGGUCUUGAAGUUUCUCAAAUUUCUUGUGGAAAGAUCUCUGAAGAAGGACAGGUGGUCCAACAGAAUUCGGCAAUUUAAUUUACUGGAUUUCUGCCAAUCCGAUCAACGGCCCUGGUUGUUCAGAAUCCCCUAA